AUGAAACUUUCGAAACAAGCAAUUGCAAAAAAUAGUGUGUUACCAUGGCCUUAUACAGCAAAAACUCCAUCUGUCGGCACUCUCCCACAGAUGAAUAAUGAUAGUUUACCGGCACUAUUUCGUCCGUUACAUAUUCGUUCGCUUGUAUUAAAAAAUCGUAUUGUGGUAUCUCCCAUGUGUACAUAUUCAUCGGAAAAUGGCUUCCUCAAUGAUUGGCAUCUUGUUCAUUUGGGUCAGUUUGCGAUAGGAGGUGCUGCUCUUGUCAUACAAGAAGCAACUGCUGUACAGCCAAACGGACGAAUUACACCAUACGAUGCUGGAUUGUGGAUGGAUGAGCAAAUGGAAAUGACAGAACGUAUUGUUCAAUUCAUUCAUUCUCAAAACUGUGCUGCUGGUAUUCAACUAGCUCAUGCUGGACGUAAAGCAUCGACUAAAGCUCCUUUUCAUCAGCAACCAGGAAAUCGUACUGAACCUGUUUAUGUAACUAACAAAGAUGGCGGAUGGUCAGAUAACGUUGUCGGUCCCAGUGCUCUGCCAUUUGCGGAAACUUACUGUAUUCCAAAGGAAAUAAGUCUUGAAGAAAUUGACCAGUUCAAACAGAAUUUCGUCAAAAGUGUUGAAAGAGCAAAGAAAUGCGGUUUUGACUUUCUAGAAAUUCAUGCUGCACAUGGUUACCUCCUAAGUGAAUUUCUAAGUCCAUCAUCAAACAAAAGGACAGAUGAUUACGGCGGUUCAUUUGAAAAUCGAAUACGUCUCUUGCUCGAACUCACAUCACUCGUUCGUCAAGCCUGGCCGUCCACCCGACCGCUCUCAAUUCGUCUAUCUUGUGAAGAAUGGAUUGGUGAAGAUGGUUGGACAAUCACUGACACUCUUCGACUUAUUCCUCAACUAGUCGAACUAGGUGUCGAUAUUAUCGACACAAGUUCGGGUGGAAACUCUUCAUGCCAACAACUUCCAGUGCCAUUAGAACCUGGUUAUCAAGUGCCAUUCAGCGAAGCAAUUAAGAAAUCGAACUAUGGUGCUAGAAUAAUGACAGCACCUGUCGGGCUGAUAACUCAAGCAAAGCAAGCGAAUGAUAUUAUCGAGCGAGGACACGGUGAUUUAGUGUUAAUCGCUCGAGAGUUUCUACGAGAUCCACAUUUUCCAUUGAGAGCAGCGAGAGAACUAGGAGUAAAUGAAAUGUCUUGGCCACCUCAAUACCAGCGAGCAAGACAGUAG
Adineta ricciae is the source of this 1218-nucleotide messenger RNA. The record is from the annotation of a GenBank genome assembly. NCBI's taxonomy places the organism in Eukaryota, Metazoa, Rotifera, Eurotatoria, Adinetida, Adinetidae.